Molecule: messenger RNA, 1600 nt
Organism: Solenopsis invicta (red fire ant)
Lineage: Eukaryota; Metazoa; Arthropoda; Insecta; Hymenoptera; Formicidae
Exons: 5
Coding region: 291-1532 (413 amino acids)
Biological process (GO): sensory perception of smell; detection of chemical stimulus involved in sensory perception of smell
Cellular component (GO): plasma membrane
Molecular function (GO): odorant binding; olfactory receptor activity
Source: RefSeq, a predicted model, not a curated record
CAAAGUUUUCUUUCUUCACACUUUUCUGCGAAAACGGGAUCUAGUACGUCGUUUCCCUUGUAGCAUCUACCAACGUGAUAGCUAUUAUAAGAUACACCUUUCAGGAAGCAAAAGGGUUCUCGUACCACGUACCCUUUUCUGAUAAUUGUACAAAGUUUCUUGCUACUUGCUGUAUAAAAUCUUUUUUUCUUCCACGGAGAAACUACAAUGUGGCGCAAGCGCAAAUCACGUCGAAGACAGGCUUGACGUCUUGCGACUGUCAGUACAUAUCAGUCGCCCGUACUGCAAUAAUGGAUAGUCCACCCGAUUAUCCUGAUACCUGUAAUGGAUCUGAACCGUACAACCAGAAUUACAAAAAUGAUUUGCAAAACAGCAUGCAACUGAAUAUCUGGGUCAUGAAGGUGAUCGGCACGUGGCCACUGAGGCAUUCUUGGACCGAAACAUUGGGAAAAAAAGUCUUAAAUGUAAUCUGCUACAUGUUAUUGGCCUUCCUCCUGAUCCCCAGCAGCAUGUACAUCGUCCUGGAGAUCAAGGACUUCUACAACCAGCUGAAGCUCGGCAGUGCUCUCACCUUCUUCUUUAUGGCCGUUAUGAAAUACUGCGCUCUGCUUUUGCGUGAGAAUGAUAUACGCAGGUGCGUCGAUUAUAUCGAGGGUGACUGGAGGAACGUGAGAUACACAGAGGAAAGAAGAAUCAUGCUGGAGAACGCAAGCUUUGGUCGUCGGCUAGUAUUUAUUUGCAGUGUCUUCAUGUAUGGCGGUGUCCUGUUCUAUUUCGUGGCGGUGCCGCUAACUCGCGCAAAGAUCAUCGAGGAGGAUGGCAAUCUCACUUAUCGCAGGCUGGCGUUUCCAGUGCCUAGCGUGAUCGUCGAUGCUCGCCGUAGUCCCAUCAACGAGAUCCUUUAUUUCAUCCAACUAUUUGGCGGCUUUGUCGCCCACAACAUCACGGUGGCCGCAUGUAGCUUAGCAGCCCUUCUCGCGAUGCACGCUUGUGGGCAGCUGCAAGUGCUCAUAUCCUGGAUAAACCAUUUAGUUGAUGGUCGAGAGGGCGUCAAUGAAACAACGGACGAAAGAUUGGCAAAGAUUAUACAACUGCACGUGCGCAUUUUGAACUUUAUAUCAUUAACUGAGGAGUUAUUACAUGAGAUAUCUCUGGUGGAAAUUGUGGGAUGUACGUUGAAUAUAUGUUUUCUCGGAUAUUAUUGCAUGAUGGAAUGGGAUUUUAAGCAACCCGUAAGCGGCUUAACAUAUUUGAUACUCCUCAUUUCACUCACAUUCAACAUAUUCAUAUUUUGUUACAUAGGCGAACUUUUAACGGAACAGACCAUAAAAGUACGCGAGAGUUCGUACAUGAUCGACUGGUAUCGACUUCCAGAGAAAAAAAGCCUUGCCAUCAUCUUGAUAAUUUGUAUGUCCAAUGCAACCACCAGACUCACUGCCGGAAAUAUAAUCGAAUUGUCCAUCAGCAGCUUCGGUGAUGUUAUCAAAUCAUCUUUAGCUUACUUGAACAUACUACGAACGUUUACCACUUGAGAAAGUAAGAUUUGAAAUGUAGUAGUACUCAACGACUGACACUAAAUAUUACACGAAACAGCAAUAAA